This is a messenger RNA of Lolium rigidum, 1218 nucleotides long. RefSeq names its product probable carboxylesterase 15. Gene Ontology annotation, molecular function: hydrolase activity. The transcript is spliced from 2 exons. The record is from RefSeq and is a predicted model, not a curated record. NCBI's taxonomy places the organism in Eukaryota, Viridiplantae, Streptophyta, Magnoliopsida, Poales, Poaceae. Bases 93 to 1115 code for a protein of 340 amino acids.
ACGGAGCCCCCGCCCGCCGGUGGCUCUCGUCCUCAUCCUCCCGCCUCUUUAAUGGCACCCAGGAGAAGAAGAUCGACACCAAGCUGCGCGUCAUGGGGCUGCCGGUGGACGACUCGGAGGCGCCCCGGCCAUACGUCGUGGAGGACUGCCGCGGCGUGCUGCAGCUGCUGAGCGACGGGACCAUCGUCCGGUCCUCGGCCGCGGCCUACACGGUGGAGGACCGUGACGACGGGCGCGUGGAGUGGAGGGACGCCGUGUACGACUCAGCCCGUGGCCUCGGCGUGCGCAUGUACAGGCCGCGCCUGCGAGAAGGGAAGGGGCGGCGCCUGCCUGUGCUGGCCUACUUCCACGGCGGCGGCUUCUGCAUCGGCAGCUACGCCUGGCCCGGCUGCCACGCCUGCUGCCUCCGCUUCGCCGACGAGCUUCCCGCCAUCGUGCUCUCCUUCGACUACAGCCUCGCGCCGGAGCACCGCAUCCCGGCAGCCCACGAGGACGCCGCCACCGCCCUCCUCUGGCUCCGCGACCGGCUAGUCGACGAUGCCGAUGACGGCGACGACGUCCACGCCUGGCUCGCCGGCGCCGGCGCCGAUCCGGGGAGGCUGUUCGUGUCCGGCGACUCCGCCGGCGGUAACAUGACGCACCACGUGGCCACGCGGUUCAAGGCGGAGGGGCUCAGCCCGGCCAGGAUAUCCGGGUACGUCCUGCUCAUCCCGGCGUUCGACUCCAAGACGCCGACCCAGUCCGAGCUGCUCUCUGCAGGCACCGCAGUCCUGAGCCGCGAGGUUGCCGAGCGGUACAGCCGGCUCGCUCUGCCGGUGGGCGCCACCAAGGACCACCCGAUGCUGAACCCGCUCGGGCCGGACAGCCCGGGCCUGGAAGCCGUCGGCGGCCGCAUGCUCGUCGUCGUCGGCGGCGACGACAUGCUCAAGGACAACCAGGUGCGGUACGUGGAGCAGAUGAAGGCUGUGGGUAACGACGUGGAGCUCGUCGUGUUCGCCGGCAAGGAGCACGGCUUCUUCUCCAGGAGCCCGUGGUCGGAGACGGGCACCGAGGUCGUCCGAGCCGUCGGGCGGUUCAUGCACAGAGACGCUGCCGAUUCUCAUGAUAUUAAUUAAUGUGUUGUACUAAUAUUAUUGUAAUGUAAUCUCGGCCAGGACCAUGAGUGGCAGUCUGGCAGAUCGAGCGGGCCGAGGAUUGCAGGCGCCAGGCAACCACCCA